GCGUGUGUGUUUUUACUUCACACGUUAAAGAUGUAAAUAAAAUGUAAAUAAAUUUAUUUGCCGUCACACAGGGCCCAAAUGGCACGUUGUACACGUCACAACUCUGUCCGUAUGAUGUCAGAUUGCUGCCGAAUAACGUUCGCAAGUCAUCGUUUCCAUAGUAACGGUUCUUUCACACGGAAGUGAAACGGGAGAAAUCGUGUGACGUUGUGUCGCUCUUUCCGUUAACAUUUCUGGGAAGAAUCUCCUGUGUCCCGGAGUCAGAAUCGAGCCGAAAUGUUUCAUUACAGCAAAAAUGUCAAAUAAUCGACAUUGCUUUUUUUUUUUUUGUAUAUCGGGGGUCAUUCAGAAUUUUUUUGUUAUUUGCAAUUAAAGAACAACACAUGUAUUUUCUCUAUUUGUUUAAUCACGCAGAGUUGUAUUCCUCAUUCUAAUCUCAAAAUACCCAAAUCUGAUCAAUAGGCUGUAGUGCUUAAUAUUUCCAAUCUAACAUCUGGAAUUUGUUUACUGGUCUGAAUAUGAUGCAAAAUCACAGCAACAUAUUCAGAAAUCCAGUAGACCAUGGUGCAGGACAUGUGUGAGACUCCCGUGCUUAGAUGAAGCUCCUGAUGGUUUAUCAGUUUUUCAACAUCUGGAUUGUUUGGCGGAACCACACCCACAUUACUCAAAGCAAAAACAAUGAGAUGGAAGAAACUUGGGUGUAUUUUACAUAUUUUACAUUUAGAGCAAAAAAUUUGUUUAAACAUAAUUGGAUAUUUUUUCUCAUUUUCAAAACAAUGAACCAAUGAACGCGGUCGUUUCCGGCUCCUCUGCAGCUAGAAAAAGUAGGACGUGUCCUUUAAUAAAUCUAUGCGUGAUUGAUUUCUAGAGCAGCUGCACCACAGAGGGUUGAUUUCAGCAGUGCUUUGGGAUUUGCUCCGUGGCGUUGAAUAGUUCUAAUUCCAUAACAUGUCCUGUUCAGCGAGGUGUAAAGAUGGUGGACCAGCGAGCUCUGAAGAAUCCCUACUUGGAUUUUAAUGGACUUGAGAACUCACAGGAUCUGUUCGACUCUCAUGGCAAACUCACGCCCACUUUUGCCGGUCGUAUUACCGGUAAAAUUAAAGAGCUGCUGGCCGUGAUGGAGAACGGGCUGAAGACGGCGGAUCCGAACGACUGCACAGGAUACACGGGCUGGGCAGGCAUCGCCGUGCUCUACCUGCAUCUUCACUCAGUCUUCGGUGACCGUGCGUUCCUCCAGAGGGCGCUAGAGUACGUGGACCGCAGCCUCAGGAGUUUAAACCAGAGAUGGGUGACUUUUCUGUGCGGAGACGCCGGGCCGCUCGCCGUGGCAGCCGUUAUUUAUCACCGCUUGCAGAGGACCCAGGAAUCAGAAAACUGCAUCGACAGGUUGAUGGAGUCACACAGAUCAGUAGUGAAAGGGUCAGGUGGCCUCCCGAACGAGCUGCUGUACGGCCGUGUGGGCUACCUCUUCUCCCUCAUCUUCAUCAACCAGCAGUUCCAGCAGGAGAAGAUCCCUGCACAGUACAUUCAGCAGAUCUGUGAUGCUGUGUUGGCGUCGGGUCAGAAUCUGGCUCAGAGGAUGAGGGUGGAGCAUCAGACUCCACUCAUGUACGAGUGGUACCAGGAGCAGUAUGUGGGUGCCGCUCACGGCCUUUCAGGCAUCUAUUACUAUCUCAUGCAGCCUGGUUUCAUCUCCAACCACAGCCUCAUGACAGCCCUCGUGAAGCCCAGCGUUGAUUAUGUGUGCUAUCUGAAGUUCCCAUCAGGUAAUUACCCCCCAUGUGUCGGCGACUCCCGUGAUCUCCUGGUUCACUGGUGCCACGGCUCUCCUGGAGUUAUCUACAUGCUUCUGCAGGCCUACAAGGUGUUUGGGGAGCAGCAUUACCUGCAUGAAGCCAUGCAGUGUGGUGAAGUGAUCUGGCAAAGGGGUCUCUUAAAGAAAGGUUACGGCUUGUGUCACGGAGCAGCAGGAAACGCCUACGCCUUUCUGGCUCUCUUCAAACUCACCCAGGAGGCCAAGUACCUCUACAGGGCCUGCAUGUUUGCAGAUUGGUGCAUGAACUAUGGGAAACAUGGCUGCCGCACCCCAGACACUCCUUUCUCUCUUUUUGAAGGAAUGGCCGGAACCAUUUACUUCCUGGCUGAUCUCCUGCAGCCGACGAUAGCCAAGUUUCCAGCUUUCGAGGUGUAAAGGUUCACUGCUACACAACGUCGCAGCAUAAUCAGCGGCAACCUGGGGUUUUUCUCCAGAAAAGGAAACGCACACUAAUACACACACACACACACACACACACACACACACGUUGUUGUUGCUCCCCAUGCUGUAGGGAAUUGCGCAUGCCUAUUGUACGGUCCUACUCGCUGUCCAUGUUCAUGUUUCAGGGUUAUCUCCUUUUUGAAAAUGAACAUUGUAAACUUUUUAGUCAGGAAGUGGUGAGCUAAAUCUGUGCACUAUAACUGCGCAUGAAAUCCUUUGCAUUUUGCAUUAGCUUUGGUGAAUUAUCGAUUAUUAGUCAAGAAAUAGGAAUGUGAUAUUUUUGUAUUUUGUCCCAGCAUUUGCUUUUUCUAUUACAGUGAGCUGUUUAGCAGUUAUGAUGUUAGGCACUUGUACUGCACUUUAAGUUAAAUUUGUCAUUAUUUCUUUAGUUUAUGCAAGUUUAUUCUUCAAGUCUUACUAGUAACUGAUCAAUAUAGAUCUUGUCUCUUGAAAGGAAGUAACACUGGGUGUUUUUUCUUCAGUAAAAUACAUUUCUGCUCCCGAAAUAAAAGCUAAAUAAAGAUGA
Silurus meridionalis is the source of this 2783-nucleotide messenger RNA. RefSeq names its product LanC antibiotic synthetase component C-like 1 (bacterial) (gene lancl1). Bases 974 to 2191 code for a protein of 405 amino acids. Gene Ontology annotation, biological process: carbohydrate metabolic process; peptide modification. The record is from RefSeq and is a predicted model, not a curated record. Lineage: Eukaryota; Metazoa; Chordata; Actinopteri; Siluriformes; Siluridae. Gene Ontology annotation, cellular component: plasma membrane. The transcript is spliced from 11 exons.